UCUAUUAUAAAAGCAGGUGCACAAUUCCACAUUCUCUAAAGCAUCUGGUGAGCUCCUCAGAUUACUUGUUGUGAAGCCAUGAUCGUGAAAUUAAUUGCCAUUUGCGUUGUGGUGCUGGUCUCUUUUGGCAGCUUCUGUGAUGCAACACCUGGUAUACCAUCACCUCCCAAACAACCACUUCAGCAAUCCCACCAGCAUUUGCAGACAUUUGAGAAAGAGCUCACCUGGAAAUACCCUGAUGAUCCCCAGCCUGACCCCAAGCCAAAUGUGCAGUUUGAGCUGAGAUAUCCAGCAACGGUUCCUGCUGCAACCGUUGCUGUUGACUGCAGAGAAGCCGUAGCUCACGUGGAGGCCAAGAUGGACCUGUUUGGCAUCGGACAGCCCAUCAAUCCAAGCGACCUCGUCUUGGGUAACUGUCCACAUACUGGAGAAGACCCUGUCGCUCAAGUGCUGAUUUAUGAAGUCGAACUGCAUAAAUGUGGAAGCCAGCUAACUAUGACAGAUGAUGCCCUGGUCUACACCUACUUUCUCAACUAUAGCCCUUCAAAUUUGGGUAUUACUCCAAUUGUAAGAACCACCCAAACUCCUGUGAUUGUGGAAUGUCACUACCCAAGAAAGCACAAUGUGAGCAGUCUUCCUCUUGAACCCGUGUGGGUCCCUUUCUCUGCAGUUAAGAUGGCUGAGGAGUUCCUGUAUUUCACUAUGAAACUUAUGACUGAUGACUGGCUUAAUGAAAGGCCAAGCUACCAGUAUUUCCUUGGAGACCUGAUCCGUAUAGAGGUCACCGUCAAGCAGUACUUCCAUGUACCCCUGCGUGUUUACGUGGACAGAUGCGUGGCUACCCUCUCACCUGAUGCAACUUCCAGCCCCUAUUAUGCUUUCCUUGAUAACUUUGGGUGUUUGAUUGAUGCCAGGAUCACAGUCUGUGACUCAAGGUUCAUGGCUCGCACUGAAGAGAAUAAACUUCAGUUCCAGUUGGAGGCCUUCAGGUUCCAGAAUCCCGAUAGUGGAUUGAUCUACAUUACCUGCCACUUGAAGGCAACAACUACUGCCCAUCCCAUAGACGGCCAGCACAGAGCUUGUUCCUACAUUGGCGGAUGGAGAGAGGCUAGUGGAGUUGAUCCAGCUUGUGCUUCUUGUGAGUCUGGUGAUGUGAUAUCGUAUACCGCUCCAGGAGUUGCAUUCGGUAACCCCCUCGUCAUUACCAGUGAUGGUGGAGGAGGACAACAAACUCCUCAAGUCCCUUAUAAUCUCCCAUUUUCAAGGAAAGCUCGUGAUGUGACCCAACCUGAACUUUUGGAAUGGGAAGGCGAUGUCACUCUGGGUCCCAUCCCCAUCAUGGAGAAGAAACUCUGACAAGCAGAAGUGUCGCAUGAUUUGCCUCUGUAGCCGUGAACACCAAAAUAAACAGUAUCAUUGGUUCAUA
Messenger RNA from Poecilia latipinna (sailfin molly), 1426 nucleotides. RefSeq names its product zona pellucida sperm-binding protein 3-like. The coding region runs from base 79 to 1356 and encodes 425 amino acids. The transcript has 8 exons. Gene Ontology annotation, biological process: egg coat formation; positive regulation of acrosome reaction; binding of sperm to zona pellucida. Gene Ontology annotation, cellular component: extracellular matrix. Gene Ontology annotation, molecular function: acrosin binding. NCBI's taxonomy places the organism in Eukaryota, Metazoa, Chordata, Actinopteri, Cyprinodontiformes, Poeciliidae. The record is from RefSeq and is a predicted model, not a curated record.